Syzygium oleosum is the source of this 2037-nucleotide messenger RNA. Its product is annotated as probable CoA ligase CCL5. Bases 110 to 1807 code for a protein of 565 amino acids. Gene Ontology annotation, molecular function: CoA-ligase activity. The transcript is spliced from 6 exons. Gene Ontology annotation, cellular component: peroxisome. Lineage: Eukaryota; Viridiplantae; Streptophyta; Magnoliopsida; Myrtales; Myrtaceae. The record is from RefSeq and is a predicted model, not a curated record.
GUCGUCCACGGACAAACAUAACCGGGGGCGGGGAGCACUUCCACUUCUUUCUUCUCCUCCUCCUUCUUCGAAAGAGUGCUUGCUUUGAAGCUCAAGCUCUCGAGCUCCAAUGGCGACCGACUCCUUCCAAAUCGACCGCAGAAGCGGUUUCUGCAGCUCCAACUCCACCUUCUACAGCAAGCGCAAGCCCGUCCCCCUCCCCCCCAACCCCUCCGUCGACGUCACCACCUUCAUCUCCUCCCGUUCCCACCGCGGCUCCACCGCCUUCAUCGACGCCUCCUCCGGCCUCCAUGUCUCCUUCCCCGUGCUCUGGCGCUCCGUCGACUCCCUCGCCUCCCGCCUCUCCGCCGUGGGCAUCCGGAAGGGCGACGUCGUUCUCCUCCUCUCCCCCAACUCCAUCUCCUUCCCCGUCGUCUGCCUCGCCGUCAUGUCCCUCGGCGCCGUCAUCACCACCACCAACCCCCUCAACACCGCCUCCGAGAUCGCCAAGCAGAUCGCCGACUCCAAGCCCGUCCUCGCCUUCACCACCCCUGACCUCGCCCCCAAGCUCGCCGCCGCCGCCUCCUCCAGCCUCUCUCUCGUCCUCAUCGAGGACGCCGCAUCACCGUCGUCUCGACCGAUGGGCGGUGACAAUCGAUCCGCUCCGAGAGCAAAGAUAAUCACGACCCUGCGCGAGAUGAUCGCGAGCGGCGCAGAGGCGGGCGGGCGGCGAGUCAGGGAGCGAGUCGACCAGAACGACACAGCGACUCUGCUCUACUCGUCCGGCACCACCGGCGCGAGCAAGGGCGUCGUCUCCUCUCACCGGAACCUCAUCGCGAUGGUCCAGACAAUCCUCAACAGGUUCAAUUUGGACGAGGAAGGGGAGCAUCGAUUCUUGUGCACGGUGCCGAUGUUCCACAUCUACGGCCUGGCGGCUUUCGCGACGGGCCUGCUCGCGUCGGGGUCGACCAUCGUCGUCCUCUCCAAGUUCGACAUGCACGAGAUGCUCGCGUCGAUCGCCAAGUACAGGGCCACCUACCUGCCGCUCGUGCCGCCGAUCCUGGUCGCGAUGGUGAACAACGCGGACCAGAUAAGGGCGAGGCACGACCUGAGCUCGCUCCACUCGGUGCUCUCCGGCGGUGCCCCGCUGAGCCGGGAGGUGAUCGAAGGGUUCGCCGAGCGGUACCCGGCGGUGAGGAUCCUGCAGGGGUACGGGCUGACGGAGUCGGCGGGGGUCGGGGCGUCGACGGACUCGCUGGAGGAGAGCCGGCGGUACGGCACGGCGGGGCUGCUGUCGCCGAGCAUGGAGGCGAGGAUCGUCGAUCCGGAGAGCGGGGAGGCGGGGGGAGUGAAUCGAACGGGUGAGCUUUGGCUGCGGGGGCCCACCAUUAUGAAAGGUUAUUUCAGUAAUGCCGAAGCAACCGCCUCGACUUUGGAUUCGGAGGGAUGGCUGAGAACCGGCGAUGUGUGCUACUUCGAUGAGGACGGGUUCAUUUUCGUGGUCGACCGGCUGAAGGAACUCAUCAAAUAUAAAGGGUAUCAGGUUCCUCCGGCGGAAUUAGAGGCAUUGUUGCUCAUGCAUCCGGAUAUCGCCGAUGCUGCCGUUAUACCGUUUCCUGAUAAGGAGGUCGGCCAAUUCCCCAUGGCAUACGUGGUAAGACAAGCAGGAAGGGAGAUAUCAGAGACAGCGGUCAUGGACUUCGUAGCCAGACAGGUGGCCCCAUAUAAGAAAAUCCGGAGAGUGGCAUUCAUUGCUUCCAUACCGAAGAAUCCUUCUGGCAAGAUCCUUAGGAAGGAUCUCAUCAAGCUUGCAACGUCCAAACUGUGAGGCAUCAGGAGCUUAUUGCUGCAGCAACGUGCAAUCGUCUUUCUCAGUUGAUAUGCAGUUCCCCUAGCUAGUCGUUUGCGAGAUAUUAAUUCCUAGAAAGUAUUUUCCACCUUGAGAUUCCUGAGAACUAAUUCGUCAGCCCCAUGGUCAUCUUGUAUCCAGCUAAAGAGUGCUAGUUAGCUUCUGUAUCGUUGUCUUUUUUGCAAAUGCCAGAACCUCAAUUUUCUGUA